This is a messenger RNA of Dimorphilus gyrociliatus, 2547 nucleotides long. Lineage: Eukaryota; Metazoa; Annelida; Polychaeta; Dinophilidae. The record is from the annotation of a GenBank genome assembly.
CAUUUUUAUUCUUUUUUGUGUUGACUACUUGUUAGAAACUUUUGGAAUUUUCGACUUUGUUCUAUUAAAAUCAUCUUUAGAGAAAAUGGCCGUUGUUCCGUCUUUAGAGGAUUUGAGCAUCGAAAUUAUUCGAUUGAAUUCACAUAAGAUAUUUAGUUUAAAACUGGAUAAUUUACUUACUCCGCUCUAUUAUGCUGAUAAAGUAUUAAAUAGUAUAUGCGCAGAGGAUGAGGGAAUUUCCGAAGAUUAUUUACAAUAUUUCAAAAAAGAGAGAUGCCUCCUACAAAAUGUGAUGAUAAACUGUUCAAAAAUUCACGAUUUUUCUACAAUGUCUUUCUUGAAAGGGCACUUAUUAACUAAUUUAGAAUUAAUGCACAUAGAAGAUGGCAGUGUUCGCCAAUGUUUAGAAUACGUAGAACCAAACGAUUUGAGCAAUUUGACUUUAACUAAAGUAAACUUUUAUGGUGCCAUCCAACAAGAUGAUAAUAUGAAUAUAGUUAUGGAUGUCGAUUGGAUAGGAAGAUUUAAUGGAGUAACUACUUUGAAUAUUAGUUUUUCGGAUUUCGAUGAUGAAUAUUUUCUUGUUGUUUGUAAAGAAUGUAAAAAUUUGGAAAAUUUAAACAUUUCCGCUACAGAAGUGACAAGACUUGAAUACAUGGAAAAUUUGAAAUAUUUAAAGUAUAUUAAUUGCUCAGCUAUGUCUAAAACUCUUGUUCUUAAUAUUCCGGAAUCUAAUAUGAUAGAGGCGAUGGUUAUGCUAAAUAAUGAGAGUUGCGAUCUUGAUCCUAUUCUGAACAGAACGUACUUAAGUUUAAGAAUUUUGGUUUUAGCAACAUGCUAUGUUGUUAAAUCGGAAAAAUUCAAAUCUUUCGUUGAUAGGCAUAAUAGACUUGAAUGUUUAGGUUUUGUUCAAGGCCACGAAGAUUUUCCGUUUAUGAAUCCUGAAUCGCCCGAGUAUAGGCCUAAAAUCAGUAUUCUAGGAGUUAAUGACUUUGUACAACAGUUGAACACACUUGCUACUUUUAAGGAAUGCCUGAUUUUUGAGCCUAACUUUUUCAACUAUAUGGAACAAGAAUUGAAUGAAAACUAUGACAGUAUCGAUAAAACUUGUCUUUUAAAAAUUCUUAAUAUUUUACUUGAAGAUAUUACUUAUUUGCGAUUGGUUAACGUAUCUAUCAAUGGAGAUAAUGCAAUAUUUUCAUGUAUUCAUAAAAUUAUAUGUCAUCUUGGACCAUCUAUAAGCAAAUCUCUUAUGAGAAAUAUAGUAAAUAAGUGCAUAAAAAAUAUGAUUAUUAACACGGAUUCUUUUUUAUGUAUUCUAGAAGAUAAUAUUCAUCUUUUAUCUGAGAAAUAUCAUUUAUGUUUCAUAAAGUUUAUCUUGCAUUUACCGGAAAUUAAAUUAAGCAAGCGAAACUUUUUUGAAAGUGAAGAAUUUAAGAUGGGAUGUCAGAGAGUUUCCGAUAUAUUUGCUGAUUUUUGUAAAAUUUUUAAUGAAAAAACUCUGUUAGGAAAUGAAAUAAUAGAAAUUGUUGAAGAUGUUCAAACUAUUUUUUCGUCUUUUGAGGGAAGUAGUGGGAUAUUAAACAUUUUUAAAGAUAUGUUGAAUUUACAUCAGCCAUAUAAUGAGCAUAGUAGAAUUACUGAAAUUCUAUGGAAAAUGGAAUUAUUGUUUCAAAAUUUAUUACGUAUUACUGUUGAUAGUCCAAAGAUAGCAGAUAAUUUUCUUCGGAAAAAUAUAAGAAAUAUUCUCUUGGAGAUAUUAAAGGUUUUACACGGUCGAAUAAAUUUUUUGAGCUUAGUUGGAAAUGUACUUGGAAUUUUGUAUAACGCUCUAGUUUAUUCCAAUUCGUGGUGGGAAUUGAUUAACGACGCUGAAUUAUUAUUUUAUAUUGCUGAGACGCUUAAAAGUAAUAAAGUGUCAAUUUCUCACGCUGCCGGAGGGAUACUUUCACACGUUUUGGUAUUACGUAACUUAAAUAGAGAUAGGAGAUUACCUUCUGAAUUUUCAUAUAAUAAAUAUGAAUAUCUUUUGCUACGUAAUAUUGAAUUUUGGACAAGCGAUAUUAAAGUUUUUGUUUCGUACAAGAAUUUCGAUUGUCUUCUCCCCCUAUUGGAUUCCGAUGUAAAAGCAGCAAAAUUAUGGGCUUUGUGGACUAUACGAUACUUUUGCAAAGAUAAUAGUAAAAUCUACGUUCCAUUGGCAAAGAAAGCUGGAAUUAUAGACAAGCUGAAGAAGGAUAUGAAUGAAAAAUCAACAAAUCACGAUGUAUUCUCUCUUAUUAUUGAUAUUUUGGAAAUUCGUUAAAAAUCAUUUUUCCUUUUUUUUCUGAUUUAAAGUCAACGUUUUUUUGUUAUUUUGUUAAUUAUAUUCUGUUGCCAUUUAACAAAUUUAAAGAGACAAAAAUUUAGUAAUAUUUUUUUUUUCUUUUGGCAAAAAGACUAAACUUUUCCUUUUUUGCCAUUCAAAAACUUUGUUUGCUUUUUUAUUAGUUUGUUCUUUGUUCAAUAUUUCUAGAUUGGAUAAACAACUUCUUUUCAGUUUUAUUU